Drosophila miranda is the source of this 2722-nucleotide messenger RNA. RefSeq lists its product as uncharacterized. Gene Ontology annotation, cellular component: dystroglycan complex; sarcolemma. Gene Ontology annotation, biological process: morphogenesis of an epithelium; axon guidance; nerve development. The record is from RefSeq and is a predicted model, not a curated record. The transcript has 10 exons. The coding region runs from base 389 to 2698 and encodes 769 amino acids. Gene Ontology annotation, molecular function: laminin binding; calcium ion binding. Lineage: Eukaryota; Metazoa; Arthropoda; Insecta; Diptera; Drosophilidae.
GGCCCGAGUGAAUGGUAGAGUGCACUUUGCGACUCUCAGACUCGACUUCCCCGAAAAACGGAGCAUUCAAAAUAGCACAAGAGAGAUGAUCAUCAUUGGACGCCGAUGAUGAUGACGACAACGACGACAACGACGACGACGACGACGACGACGACGACUGCGACUGCUCUGCUAAUGAAGAUGAUGUAAACGAAGCCAAGCAGCACACUCUCCUCUUUCUUUCCACUUUUGUGCACCGAAACGAAAGCGAAAUUUGAAAGCAAAAGAAAUCGAAACAAAUACCACCACUGCCACAUAAUAUUUCUCUGAAUUGAAAUCGAAACUGCAUUCUUUACACACACACAUAUACAUAUACACAUAUCUGGGCAAUCGCCAAACGAAUCGAAAUAUGAGAUUGUCGCGGUGCUUAUCGGUCAGUGGAGACCGCCUGCUACUCCUGCUGGCGGCAACACUAGCCAUCGCCCUGGUGCAAGCGGAGCGGGACUUUAACGUAAACGACUCUCAGGUGCCUGUCAUUGAGCCAAAGGAUGUGCCCGCCUACAAGCAGGAUCCCUAUGUGACAGAGCUGAUGGGAUGCCAGAACCAGCAGAACGAGAUUGAGCUCUCGCUGCUGUUGAAGAAGCACGACUGGAGCGAGUUGACGGCCACCAAGCGAGCCCAUGUUCAGGCGAAGCUGGCCAAGUUCUUUGCCAGUUUCAUGAUCGGCUGUGGUCCAAGCUACUUUGUCAUGGGUGAACCGAUAGCCAAGCAGAUUGCCCACCAGGUCAAGGAUGGCACUAUUGGUGCUCUAACGGAGGAGAACUUUGGUCUGUGGUUUAUUUGGCGCAAGGAAUUAAAAUCCAGAUCCCAUCGCCGGCGACGUCAAUCGGAGGGUUCUGGAGCCGACGAUGAUGACUACGAGUAUGAAGAUGAGGGAGAGGAUGCUAUUGAGCCAAGCACGGAAGUUCCCGCGGUGACUACGCAUGCGCAUCGUCAUCAUCAUGGAGUGUCGGAGGGGGAUUCUGCCUCUGCGUCUGCCACGCCCUCGGUGGCCAGUGUGGAGGAGGAGAUCGAGGAGAGCGUCUCCAAGCUGGAGUCCGUGAUAAGCAAGACUAUUGAGAAUACGAAGAACAUCAAGGAGCUGGUCCCAGUGCUCGGGCCAUCGUCCGUCGAUGAGGGUGGUGCUGGUGCUGACGAUGAUGAUGAUGUAGAGGAUGUGGAACUCCAGCAAUUGCGCGCCGCUGCAGGGAAAUUCCAGGAAAAUGAUGUGGACACCACCACAGCGGCUGCCGCAACAGCCACAACUGGGAUGCCUGGCUCUGCCACGGACAUGGUAAAGUCCAGUUACAUGGAGGAGGAAGCAGGGAAUCAGGUGGAUGCCGUUGCCGUCGUAGAUGUGGAUACUGUUGCCACAUUCAGCACCGCUGAUAACACCACACCCCCACCCAUAUCGCCCCCCACCCCACCACAGCACAGCAGCAGCAGCAGCAGCAGCAAUAGCAAGCAGAAGCCAUUCUCACCCUAUGAUGCCACCUCCUCAGUGUCAGUGUCCUCCUCCUCUGUUGUGCCAUCAAUCGAAGCUGUUGAAACGUCUUCGUUGCCAUCCAUGUCCACCUCUACAUCGGCCACAGGGACCUGCUCAACCUCAUCCUCACCCUCAAACUCAUCCCCAUCCUCUCACAUUGUUGCCAUCACAGACAUUGUAUUAGACAACAACAACCAUAAAAACAACAACAAUACUCUAACAACUUCAUCAUCAUCUGCAUCAUCAUCAUCUGCAACAACAACAACUACAACAAUCACACCAACAGCAACAAUGUCAACUACAACAAUAGCAACAACAACACUGUCUGAAAUGUCGCCAAAGGAAGGAGAAGCCGAUGCCAUCAGCACCCCCAACAAUAACAGCAGCGGCAGUGGAAGUGGCAAUAAUGAGCAGCUGUUCCCUGGCUCUUCAGUGCCCCCCUCCACGGUGGCCACGAAAACACCUGCCACGCCCGAGGCGACCAGCACCGUCAGUACAUUUUCCUCGACGGAUUAUGUGGAGCCGCAGCCGGAGAACAGUGUCCCGAUUAUCAAAACGCGCCUGCAGAAACUGGCGGUGACCUCGGGCAAGGCUUUCACCAUGAUUGUGCCCGAGGAUACCUUCUGGGAUGCCGAAGAUCAGGGCAACCUGCGUCUAGAGCUCACCGACAAGGAUGGCCACGAGCUGAAAUCCAACUCCUGGCUGCAGUUCAAUGCCGAUAAGCGGGAAUUGUACGGACUACCUUUGGACGACACCGUGUCGCGUUGGCAGUAUCGUCUCUCUGCCACAGACUCGGGCAACGCCACCGUCACGGAGACGGUGGAGAUUAGCGUGCAACAGCACCGAGCGGUGCGGACCAUCACCCACGAGAUCAGCAUUCUCGUGAAGAUCAACGAGAAGCACGGCCACAACAUCGACUGGCAACUGAAGCUGAUCAAUGACUUGGCUCGAACACUGGAUGAUGACAGCAGCUCGGCAGUGGUAGUGCGCGAGAUCUGUCAGACCCCACAGGACCCACACAGCGCCAUCUUCGUGUACUUCAACGAGACUCUGCCGACCAGCGACUGCCCCGAGAAGGAGCUGAGCGACCUUGUUAGCCGCCUGGAUGCCCAGCGUCUGAGCGAUCUGGUGCAGCCGCUGCUGGGCAUCAAGUCGAUCACUGGCCAGCUCUUGGAUCGUGCCAGAAGGACCUAACGAAGGUGAAGCCCACUAUGCAGA